AUGCUGUGCUUUCAGUCCAAACCAAAAAUCGAUCCUGCCCAUGCGGUUAGCAUAGGGUGUGUUGAGGUAUCGUUUAAAUGUCAUGCAGCCGCGAUUAUUGUGAUCACCACGUCCGGGCUGUUAGCUCAGUUAAUCGCUAGGUACAGGCCAAGACGUCCCGUAUUGGCGAUCGUCAGGCACGGAAAGUCCGCGAGAAAGCUAUCAGUGUGGCGUAAUGUGAUAGCUUUGCAGUACAUUGAUCCGAUAGAAAACAUUUGGUCUAAGGAAAUCGAAAACCGUACAAGGUUUGCGAUGGAUUUUGGAAAAAGAAAAGGAAUAUUGCAUCAGGGAAAUUUGGUCUUGCACAUGAGUUGCUCUAAACAAAACGCGGGACUAACACCAUGA
Messenger RNA from Macrosiphum euphorbiae (potato aphid), 384 nucleotides. NCBI's taxonomy places the organism in Eukaryota, Metazoa, Arthropoda, Insecta, Hemiptera, Aphididae. The record is from the annotation of a GenBank genome assembly.